UGUGCCAAGAAACGUCCUACGGAUGUGUGCCUCAGCUACACCCACUCCUGCUCCCUGCUCCACAGCAGCUGCUUUACACUCUUUUCAACUCGUUUGUCUUUUCAAAGAUGUCUUUGAGAGAGAAAAGUGACGAGGAGCUCAGCAAGUUGCUCUCUGAGUAUGGCAUCAAACAUGGACCUAUAGUCGACUCUACACGGAAGCUGUAUGAGAAGAAGCUUGAGAAGGCCAUGGAGGACGCUCCGGUGGAAGUACCCUCGCCUGAUAAGACGUUCUACAGAGAGGAGGCGGAGGAAGUAACCUACAUCACAUACCACCACAGCCCGGUCAGACAAGAAGUGUAUUCUGAUGGUGUGAAACGUAGAGGCAACGCUGAGCCAGAUGAAGAGGAGGAACCGGUCCAAUACACAGAGCCCCCUGUCCAGAUCAGUAAGAGAACAGCCAAUCACAGCGCAGCACCAGGAAUCAAGGAGCCUAAGAGGGAGUCGGGCUGCAGCGUGUGGAAGGGGGUCCGGCUGCUGCUGCUGCUAGCCGUGUUAGCAGCAGCCCUCUACUACGCAUAUUGCCGGGUGGUCAACAAUGAAGAGAAUCCUUUUGGGAUUCAAUGAUCGGAUGUUAUCAUUCCAUUCAUUCUCCAAUAGUGUCAGCAGUAGAGAGAGUGACCACAUGCCGUAACGGCUGGAACAUUCUAGUUCUCUUAGUGUCACUAAGUCAGUGAAAUGAACAAAACCAGACAGAGUAUGAUCUGUGUAGGAAGAGCCUGAUAUGCUAUUCCCCCGUGUCAGUGUUUCCCCGACCGUUGUAUUGGGAGGGGGGCUAUCAGACUCCCCUCCCCCUGACCAACAAGAAAUUAUUGAUUUCAAUCAUUUGUCUUUUAUAAUAAAUAUAUAUUUUAUUGAAAUGGUGUCCCUAAAUCAUGUUUAGUUCAAUUACUGCACUUCUGAAUGUAGCGGUGUUAUUUUGGCGGGGAAGGUUUUAUUUGUAGCAUUGAUUGGUCCAACUUGUGAGCAGAUUGCCUGUCAAUCAUACAGGUCAUAUUGUUUGUGCUUUGUUAGGUAUUUGACAAUGCCUAACAAAGAUCUCUGUUGGAUCCAAAUAUCCCACAAUUAAAAUCUUUGAAUAGCUUUUAAUACA
Molecule: messenger RNA, 1131 nt
Organism: Trematomus bernacchii (emerald rockcod)
Lineage: Eukaryota; Metazoa; Chordata; Actinopteri; Perciformes; Nototheniidae
Gene: emd
Product: emerin (Emery-Dreifuss muscular dystrophy)
Exons: 7
Coding region: 108-605 (165 amino acids)
Source: RefSeq, a predicted model, not a curated record